This is a messenger RNA of Mobula hypostoma (lesser devil ray), 5005 nucleotides long. Its product is annotated as sterol regulatory element-binding protein 2-like. Gene Ontology annotation, molecular function: DNA-binding transcription factor activity, RNA polymerase II-specific; RNA polymerase II cis-regulatory region sequence-specific DNA binding; protein dimerization activity. Gene Ontology annotation, cellular component: nucleus. The record is from RefSeq and is a predicted model, not a curated record. Gene Ontology annotation, biological process: positive regulation of transcription by RNA polymerase II; positive regulation of cholesterol storage. Bases 193 to 3522 code for a protein of 1109 amino acids. NCBI's taxonomy places the organism in Eukaryota, Metazoa, Chordata, Chondrichthyes, Myliobatiformes, Myliobatidae. The transcript has 19 exons.
GCCUGUGACGUCACCCCGGAGCAAGAUGGCGGCGCUGUCAGUGAGGAAGUAGCAUCGGCGCAGGGAAUGGCAACAAUGAAGCCCGAAAGUAGGAGAUACGCCAAAUUAUUUUUUUGAGAAAGGGGUGGGAAGAGUCACCAUUUCAUUAUUACAUUCCCAGAAAAGCGUCUCCAUCACUGUUCUGUUAAAGUAAUGGAGAACGAGGACAUGUCGCUGGAGAAUAUGGACCCCUCACUGACUGAGUUCAGUGAGGGACUCAAUUUUGGGGAUAUAGACGAAAUGCUGCAGUUUGUCAGUGGUCAAGUGGGUGACUUUCCUGACCUGUUUGAGCAUUUCAGCACUGGUCUGACGGGAUGCGAAAAGCUCGACCAGCCUCCAGUUGCUCCACCACAGCAGCAAGGAGCACCGCCGCAGGCACCAAUACUGCAACAGCAGCUGGUGCAGCAACAGGUGCAGCAGCAAGUUCAUCCCUCCGCAGCACCAGCGAUCCCACAGACCCCUUCCCCUGCAACCCAAAGGACCACCCCAGUUCUACACCCUCGUCCGCCAGUACACACACAGCCGCAGCAGCAAACCUUCAUGAUAACAUCAAACUUUACCUCAGCACCGACGCAGACUCGGAUCAUUCAGCAGCCUGUACUCACCUACCAGAACCAAGGAGGAUUCUCAGUUCUUCAGUCCCAGAUACAGAACCUGGUCACUUCCCCACAGGUGCAGCCAGUCACCUUUCAGCAGCAGGUACAGGGUCUGUCAGCCCACAGGAUGCUUACUUCAGCCGCCACAGCCACCAUCCAGACGCUGACACCGGGCACCACCACCUCCGUCCAGACACACUCGCCACAGGUGCAGCAGGUCCCUGUACUGGUGCAGCCUCAGCUCAUAAAGACGGACUCCUUAGUCCUGACGGCGCUGAAAGCUGAUCACAGUCCGGUUAUUGCGGCCGUGCAGAAUCCAGCCAUUACCACACUGACCACUCCAAUGCAGACCACAGCUUUGCAAGUCCCAACAUUGGUCAGCAGUAAUGGAACUAUUUUGACCACCAUGCCAAUGGUGGUUGGGCCAGAAAAGGUUCCAAUCAAGCAGAUUGUUGGAAAUGGAAAAGCACCAGUGGAGGGGCCAAAGGAGGGUGAAAAAAGAACAACACACAACAUCAUUGAGAAGCGUUACAGAUCCUCCAUCAAUGAUAAAAUCAUAGAGCUCAAAGACCUUGUGAUGGGGACGGAAGCUAAGAUGAACAAAUCUGGAGUUCUAAGGAAAGCCAUUGAUUACAUUAAAUACCUGCAACAAACUAACCACAAACUACGACAGGAGAACAUGGCACUGAAAAUAGCCAAUCAGAAAAACAAGGGUCUGAAGGGAUCUGAGAUUUCCAGUCUGUUGGAUAUUGAUGCGGACCUGAAGACCGAUGACUUCAAAUCACACUUAUUGAUCAUGUCACCCCCACCUUCGGAUUCUGGCUCCCCAGGCACUUUCUCACCUUGCUCCAUUGAUUCAGAACCAGGAAGCCCUCUUCUCGAUGAAGCAAUGGUAAAGGAGGAACCAUUGUCUCCCCCCACCCUUGGUAUGCUGGACAGCUCCCGGAUUCUUCUGUGCACCCUCACCUUUCUGUGUCUUUCUUUCAAUCCACUUGCUUCACUGUUUGAACAUCGAGUCCAUCCACCAGCACUUGAAGAUUCCGGACAUUCUGGUAGAAGUAUGCUUGGAAUUGAGGCUGAAGAGUCCAAAGGCUGGUUUGAUUGGAUGCUCCCCACCCUAAUCCUCUGGCUGGUGAAUGGCGUCAUUGUGCUGAGUGUAUUUGUGAAACUCUUCAUUUACGGUGAACCCAUCACGCGUCUCCAUUCUCGGUCCUCUGUCACAUUCUGGAGGCACCGCAAGCAAGCAGAUCUGGACUUGGUCAGAGGUGCCUUUAUUGCUGCUGCAGGAAACUUACAGGCUUGUUUAUUGGCACUGGGACGAGCACUGCCAGCUUCCCGGUUAGACCUAGCCUGUAGCCUAUGUUGGAAUAUCAUUCGGCAUGGCAUUCAGAAGCUGGUGUUUAUGCGCUGGCUGCUGAAGUGGACGAGAGGUCUUCGGCAAGAAGCACAGCUUCAAGAAGAAGCCAAGACGAGUGCACGAGAUGCUGCACUGGUAUAUCAUAAACUCCAUCAACUGCAGCUGACAGAUAAACUGGUGCAAAGUCCCGCAAGUGCAAUCAAUCUAGCUCUGUCCGCAGUUAAUCUAGCAGAGUGUGCAGAGGAGAAAAUCCCCCCAAGUGUCAUGGCAGAAAUCUAUAUAACUGCUGCCAUCUGCCUAAAAAGCAACUUUAGUGGCAGAUUCUCCUUCCUACUGCGCUAUUUCCUGCGUCAAGCCCGGCGAGUUUGCCAAUCCCAGUGCAGUUCUGACCCAGGCACCUAUCACUGGCUUUUCCAUCCCCUGGGGCACCGCUUCUUUGUGGACUGUGAUUGGUCUCUUAAAUCAGUUGCAAAGGAAAGUCUCUUCAGCUCUCCAAGGAACCCAGUUGAUCCGGUAGCCCAAGUGAACCAGGCAUUUUGUGAAAAUUUACUUGAGAAAGCCGUAUACUCGCUAGUCAAGCCAGAGCUUGAGGAUGCUGGAGAGUUCUCCAAUGCUUUCGAGUACUUGCAGUUACUUAAAACUUGUGCUGAUACAGCAGGUAAUUGGACACAGGCAUUUUCCAUUGAAUCCAGUCUGAGGAAUACUGCAGGUCCAGAUCCUGUGAGUAAGUGGUGGACAUCAGUUGUCGCAUUCACUGUACACUGGCUUCAGGGUGACGAUUCAACAGCGAAAGGAUUGUUUACUGAAGUAGAACGAAUACCCAAAUCUCUGCAGAUGUCUGAAAGCCCACUGCCAAAAGCAAUUCUUUACGUCUAUAAAGCGAUGCAGACAACCCUUUUGGGGAAGCGAGAUGUUCACCAGACAACAUUCCUGCACUGCGAGAGAGCCAGUGGAUACCUCUGCAACAGUUUGACUGUCUCUAGACCACACCAGGAUACAAAGCUUCACAAGGCAAUGCAGUUGUUGAUCUGCGACAUUAUGCUCUCAAUUCGUACCACCUUGUGGCAGAAACAGACGAAUUCCGGCCAAGCUGUGGGCGAGACCUACCAAGCCUCAAGUCUAGAACUGAAAGGAUUCCAACAGGACUUGAGCAGUCUCAGGAAGCUCGGCCAGACAUUUAAACCAGCACAUCGUAAGAUGUUUUUGCAUGAAACAACGGUGAGGUUGAUGGCAGGUGCAAGUCCAACAAGAACACACCAGCUUCUGGAGCAUAGUCUGAGGAGACGUACUCCACACCCUGUUCAACAAGGUGACCUGGAUGCUCUUCCUGGCCAGAGAGAGAAGGCAACAGCAAUACUGCUGGCAUGUCGCCACCUUCCCCUCUCAUUUCUCUCCUCUCCGGGUCAGAGAGCCAUCAUGCUAGCCGAGGCUGCGCGCACGCUGGAGAAACUCGGAGACAAGCGGUCAGUCAACGACUGCCAGCAGAUCAUCAUGAAACUGGGCAGUGGCACUACAAUUGCGGCAAGCUGAUGACGGCAGUCUCUGGCAGAUCUCCUGACUAAAUUCUAUCCUAUUCACCAAGUGAAGGCCUCAGUAGGGGUUGGUGACCCGAAAGGAACAACUUGGCAUAUUCUUUUAAGGGUUUUAUCAAUCUUAUCUAAAACUAAGAUUGGAAUGGAAUGUAAAGUUGGAUAUUAACUGAAGAGGGCCAUUAGCUUGUGCUUGCCUUAUUGCUCUCACUACCAAUCCCUGGACGCUUUAGUUCUUGAUCAGAGUGCUGCACAAUCCACAAGGUUCCACUCAAUAAUUUCUUAAAUUGUUUCAUCCUCAUGAUCUUGGAUGUUUUUGAACUAUAGGAAUGUAAGUUAUCGUGUAUGCAUUUAUAAGAGUUUUUUUUUGUUUAAGAUUUCACAUGUGAAAGUACUUUGUUUGAAUAUACAGUCAAUAAAGCCACAAUAGCUAGUCAAGCCCUUCUCUUUUAUAGAUCACCUCCAUCUAAUUGUUUUCUCACCACAUAAUCCUGAUUUGUAUCAGAUUGAUCUCUUAAAUCCAUGUAUUCUCUUGACUGCGAUAGGCUUUCCAUGCAAUUUAUUUCACAACUCUCAUGCACAUUGUGUGAAAAAAUUGUAAGGUAUUUAAGGCUGAUUUGUUAAAUGAAAGUUUGUUUUUUACGCUUCAGGUCUCUGUGAUCAGUGUUGUUAUGGGCUGAUCAAUUCACAUGUUGAGCAAGGUGUUUGGGGCUGUCUCAAAGCUUUACCAUAACAAAUUCCACUGGACUAGCUUGUCUCACUCGAGUUCUAUUUCCGAGUCACCGUUCAUGUAGAACAAUUCUGGUCCCAACUUAAAGGUUACUCCCAAUAAGCUUUAAGUGUUAAAGACAUUUGUUUACUGCAGUUGUAGUAUUGAUUGAAUCUCAGAAAUUGUUCUUUAACACUGUCAUCAAACAAGUGCUCAAAGCUAGUAACUUGAUUACAUAUCAACUCACUAAUAGUUAAACAUAAUUUGAAUAGUGCUUGACUCACUGCUGAUUUUUAAUGAUGUAAAUCGCAGAACUGAAUGGUUUUAAAUCUUUGAGAUCGAUGUUUCUUUUUUUUAAAAAAAGGUUUGAGCUAAAACAAAAUGAUGCCAUAAAAAUGUAUGGUUGGUGUCGUGGAGUUAACAAUUGUAAAAUUGUUAAUUUUUGGAUCUAGCAACAUAAAGAUUAAUUAUGAAUAUUUGUUAUAAUUUAUGAAAGUGUAAAGCGAGGCUGUUGUAGCUAUUGUUUUUUAUUGUUACACAGGGCAUGACUGAAUUUCCUCUUUUCAAAGAACUAUUCAUUAGCUGUGUAUAGCUUCAUCAAAUCUUGGCUGCAUCUGUAAAUACUUAAGUGCAAGUUUCUUGUCAUCUGUUUUCUUGGGUACAGUAUGUAAUGAUGUUUUUGUUGUGCUAUUUGGUGUUUUAUUUAAUUGAUAAAUAUCGUGAAGCUGUAAGAAGAUCUUAAGACAUUGUAUGCAAAAGAAUAAAAUGCAUUUGU